UCCAUUCAAAGUGAUCUCUUUUUGCUUGAAAGGGGUUUGUAUCAAGUAAGAACGGAUAACCCAUAUCCAGAAAUUCCUUUUUCUUCUCCAGAGAUGUUACACAGUCUGCCCUUACCGGAAAUGUGGACCUUUGACGGUACUGACAUGACUGUGUUUGAGAGACAACAGGCAAGGAUGGAAUGGCUGCAGCAACAAAAUCAUGUUGUUGAAUUGAGUUCAAAUUCUGUGUCCCAGUUUCAAGGUUUCAUUAGCAGCAGUUUUCAUGCUGAUGGAGUGGAGUUUGGUGCCAGUAAGAUGGGUUUUGUGGUACCAGAGGCUGCAGUGGAUCACUCUGCUUCUUGGAGUUCUGGAAGCACUGCUGCAGCCAUGGAGACGGUGACCAUGAAAGCGGAAGGAGAAGAUGUGGUUUUGAUGGAGAAAAUGGAGUCCAAAGCAAAUAAGAGAAAAGCAGAGACUGCUGCAGAAGAGAAGGGUAAACAAAAGAGAAAUAGAGGAGAGGGAGGACUGGGAUCAGAUAUAAAAGCAAAUUGCAGUGCAGAAAUUUCAGCAUCUACUUCUUCAAAGGAAAAUUCCAAGGCAUCCAAUGUUCAGAAGCCUGACUACAUUCAUGUACGGGCACGGCGUGGCCAGGCCACUGACAGCCACAGCUUAGCAGAAAGAGCCAGGAGAGAAAAGAUCAGUAGGAAGAUGAAGUGUUUACAAGAUUUAGUACCAGGAUGCAAUAAAGUCACUGGAAAAGCAGGAAUGCUUGAUGAAAUAAUCAACUAUGUUCAAUCUCUUCAAAGACAAGUUGAGUUCCUGUCUAUGAAACUUGCUACUCUAAAUCCAAAUCUAGAAUUCAAUAUUGAUAACUUCGCUGCAAAAGAGUUUCCUGCUUAUAUCCCCAAUUUUCCAGCAGCGGCUAAGUUGCCAGCAAUGACCAAUCUGGCCAGCCUUCAGUUUUUCCUUGCACAACAAGGAUCCACAAGUUGCAUGCUAGAGGUGCCAAUGCAUACCCCUCAAGCAGAAAUUGGAGGAAACUCAAGUUCCUCUCUAUCCAUCCCCCAGCAGGCUCUCAACUCAUCCUGUGUUCCACAACUCCAACCCUUUUCAACUUGGAAUGCGGAUUCACAAGGCCUUCACAGCGAGUGCAAUAUGGGGUUUCAGUAAAGCACUGGCAUUCACCUUUGUUUAUUGCAGAACUAUCAACUAAUAUUCAACCUCCCACGAUGCCUGCUGCAUUUUAUUUCCAUAUAUGAGGGUUUCACAAGCAGAAUCAUCUUCCAUCAGCAGCUUUCCUCGUCUGUUUACAUUAUAUGGGACAGAAUAUAGAACUUAUGAACUGGUUUUGCAGGCAUCACUCACAGCAAGAAAUGUAAUUUUGGAUACCAUUCCCCCAGCAAACCAUUUUUGCUAGAUGCAUAGUCAAUUGUUAAUCUAUCAUGAUUUUUUUAACAUGUUUGCUGAGUAUCACUGUAUAAAUGACAAGUUGUGUCCAUCGUAUAUUGUCAGCAUCUUUUCAGUUUCCAUUAUAAAAUGAAUCUUGAUGUCUUAUUGGAAUGUGAAUGAGGAGAAGAAGGGUAAGAGGACCACAACCAAUUGCUACCAUUAAAGUUGAUAGGAACAGAAAAUGACGGGAAUUUUGGUUGGAAACAUUAGAUCAUUGUGGGGGUAUGAGGGGUAAUGUAAGUGAAAAUGAAAGGGGAAGACAGUA
Molecule: messenger RNA, 1693 nt
Organism: Rubroshorea leprosula
Lineage: Eukaryota; Viridiplantae; Streptophyta; Magnoliopsida; Malvales; Dipterocarpaceae
Source: the annotation of a GenBank genome assembly